AUGAAAGGUGGAUACGGUAGCCAAUCAGGGGGCAUGUAUUUCGGCAAAGCUGGUUGCUCCCGGAACAUCGCGAAUUUCGUCAAGACCUCGCUCCCAAAACUAUCCGACUCAACCCACUCUUUCAACGACCAUCGCCUCGCCGACCACCACGAAGCACCCUUGCCUCACAACGAGACGUGCGAAUUUACAGACGAUAUUCAAGAUGGUAUGCCUGGCUCUCGACGGCGACCCCUCUCACGAUCCCAAUUGGCUAAUCGCUCACUGUUGCUCCUCCAUAGGCCGCCGCACGCCCCUUCUACUCGCAAGUCCCCCGACCCCGACGCCUCCCCUGCUCGUAUCGCCGAACGAUCGGAGUUUUCCUGCUUCGAAUGCUAG
Colletotrichum higginsianum IMI 349063 is the source of this 375-nucleotide messenger RNA. RefSeq lists its product as uncharacterized. Lineage: Eukaryota; Fungi; Ascomycota; Sordariomycetes; Glomerellales; Glomerellaceae. The transcript has a single exon. The record is from RefSeq and is a predicted model, not a curated record. Bases 1 to 375 code for a protein of 124 amino acids.